Messenger RNA from Xyrichtys novacula (pearly razorfish), 7542 nucleotides. The record is from the annotation of a GenBank genome assembly. Lineage: Eukaryota; Metazoa; Chordata; Actinopteri; Labriformes; Labridae.
UUCAGGAUCUCCAUGUGUACACGACCCAUGCCAUGGGCACUCUUGCAUCCCUAUACCACCACUGAUGCUGGCUUUGGUGACACAGUCCCAAUCUCACUCUACUUUUAAUCCUGAUUAUUUCAUUCCACAGCCUUCCAAAACACUGAAAAUGGACUAAAAGCAAAGUUUACUUUGUCUAAUUUAUCCAAUUUAAGGAGCUUAAUCUGUGAAUGGGGCUUCCUGCUCUGCAGCUUUUCUGUGCAAUCCCCACAUCCUAAGUUUAAACAGUGUGGCACUCUUUAACCGUGGAAACUCUCAAAACUCCACUGACAAAAUCAGAAACUGCAAAACUGUAUCCGUUUGCUUUACAGAGAUAUGCAUUAUCAACACAUAUGUAUGUAUGUGUAUAGAUACAUAAAGUGGUUUUAAAGUACAUAUUUGUCAAAUCUCGUGAUUCAAAGCCACUAAAAUGAAGUUACUGGUUGGUACCUCUGAAAGCCUGGCACCACUCUAACCAAUUUAUUCAGUGAUAGGUAAUAAAGCCUCUGUAAAUAAAAUAAUAUAACAUUAGGUUUUUGAAUUCUACUUCUAAUCUUUAAUACUCUCUCCCUCAACCUCUUUGUCUCACACCCUUCCAACCUUGCCAUGUCCAUCCCUUUGUCCCCCAAUGGCUGUGUGUCUCUGGAUCUGCCUGAUUGGUCUUGGGGAUUUCUUCUUCUUCUCAACCGUGGCAUGCUUAAGUGUUUCUGUAUAUGUAUGUUUGUUCACCUUGCCAGCCCUGGGAUUGGCACUACCCUGGGUAAAAAAAAAAACAUCAGCCACUGGACCCUAAAAACACACAUGGUUCCUCUUCAUAACAGUCUCUGCCAGCGUCUCAGAGGUUCCCAAAACAGGUCAAAAGCCAAUAAAGGCACCAAGAGGGGAAACACUCAAAUAAUCUUCUUCCCUCUGCGCCCUGAAGAGCUCAUUGUUGAACUCAGUGUGCAUCCCAGUCAGUUGGGUUUGAGGGAAGAGGAUUGGCUAAAGAUUUGACUUAAAACAGGACACUCAUGGGAUCGAGCAUUGUGGAGGUAUAAACAACCGAUAUGAUCUUCCUCCAGGAAGGAGCUGAGCUUUUGUUGCUGCACAGCUCUUUUGUACUCCUGGAUUAUGCUACUUGUAAUUUGGCACAUAUUAAAAAGACAUGGUUUUGUAUUCACUGUGAGCUUAAAACAUGCUUUAACUUUCUUCAAGAUCUUUCACUCCUUACUCCUGCAUAAAAGAGCACCAAACGUCUAUUAAUCCACCAAAGAAAAUAGUCCUUAACAUUUUUUUACACCUUUAUAAGUAGUGUGUGCUGAAGGUUAGAGAGCACAGGCAGAAGGAAGUUGGCCAGACAAUUCAAAAAUAAAACUAUGUAUUUAUUACAUAUUAUCAUUCAGAGAUACCUAAAAACAAGGGCAACGGUAAAGUAAUGAGGGUCAAAAUAUCAUACUGGUGCUGUAUUUUUGGUUGCUGUAGAGAAACAUGUAAAAACUUUAAGUAUGUAAUGCAGUAUAAAAAAUUUUAAAAGAUAGGCUCAUUAUACUUAAAAGUAUUUGACACAUUAAUGAAAUUUGCCUUUAAAAAUGUAGGAGAAGUCUAUAUAAAAUGUGCUGUUUAUCACUUACUACCUUCCAGCAGUGGUUUCAGACAUUAAAAGAAAAUUGUUGUUGUCACUGAUUGACUUAUUUGCUUUCAUAGCUCUCAUAAAGGCAUCAGUUUUAACUUCAGUCUGUUUCAUAGCCACUUUCUAGUUCCCUCCAGGAGCUUUAAACAGUAGAUUUUUUAUCGCUAUAUUAAAAGAUUAGAAAUUAUUGUUAAUAUUCAAUGAAGAAACUCAGUAUGAAUCACAAGCUUGAAUCUGAAGCAACCAGUGGUCCCAUGCUGGUGAGUUUUGAUCCUAAUAUCUGAGGUUUUAACCCUGUCUGACAUUCAUAAUCUGCAUUAUCUUUCAGUCUCUGCUGGUCAAAGAUUUAAGGUCUGAGACAGCGGGGGACCAUGAGAAUAAAAAGAUGUCUGUCACAGUUGCUUCUUAAGAGAUAAAAUCAGCGACUGUAUUGGUGUCGGAGCUGUUGGUGAGUAUCUGCAUGUUUGUGUGUAUGGUGGGGGUCUAACUGUCUGACACCUGCAGCUCUUCACACUCAAAAUGCAAAUCCAGGCCUUCGCCCCCUCCAUGACCCCUCCCUCAAUCCAAGGUUACUGAGCAACGACUUUCACAAAUCUAGAUCAGAUUUAAAUAACAGUACAAAAAGAGGUUCAACGGCGCCAUACAAGGCGUCAUAGCCUUAUUUUGGACAAGUCGCACCAGUAAAGUUAGUAUGGUAAAUUCAAUGUACUGUGCCAAGCCACCUCUGCUAAAAACAAAUUCAUUUAUUUUUUCAUAUUUUUAGAUUCUUACUUUGAUUAAAUUUGAUGAUCAACAACAUUAAACUAAAUUAGGAAAAUGAGAAAAAUGACACAUCCAGCUCACAGUAAGUUAAAAAAAAAAAAGAUUUUUAAUUAAGUAAGGUAUUAUGUGAUUGGUGGUAAAAUUUUAAGAGGCAGUUUAAGAGGCAAAUGUAAUAGAUGUGAAAAUUUAACUGUAAUCUUAAAUAACACAAAAAGUAAUAUUCAUGAUAUUUCGAAGUAUACAUUUGCAGAUCUAAAUGCACUUUUUUAAAAAGGCAUCACUGAGUUUUUGUGAAAUCUGAAAAACUGCGAAAAGGAAAAACAGUGUAAUUUGCCGAAAAGCAGGUGCAAGCCCCCAGCAUUAGCCAGCAUCUGCCUAACUGAAGUGUUAAAAUGAACACGAUCCUGAACCAGCGCUUCGGCUGCAGCUGAGCCUGACCUCUGACCCUGCUGCUUGGGGCUUCUUCAGAAUAUUUUCCCGUGGGGAACAUGUAAAGUGUUGCAUUAUUUGUAUUGUUGCAAGGAGGUGGAGUAAAGGAGUUAAAGCACCUGUUUCACUGGGUACCACUGUUGCACUCUGGGGAUGUUAGUGAUGCUCCAUGUAUUAACUUCAGCUCUCUAAUGCCACCCACUGACUACCAGAGGCAGUACAGCAGAAGAUGGACUGAGCUAUAGACUCUGUAAGGAAGCCAAGACCAACUUUUAGGCCUACUCUGUACAUACACAUCACGGUGCAACAACACCAAAAAACAAAAGUAUGAAGGAAAGUCUAAAGACUGCAUUUUGGUCCAGAUAUUUGCUAGUUUUUCCAUCCCAGUUUUUGCCUAUCAGUGUUACCCUGAUAUCUUUAUUUCUUCUGUUUUCAUGUAUAAUUCUUGACCUCUGCAAUUUUCUUUUUGUUUAAUGUUUUAUAAAAAUUGCAUGGAAAUUAUUUGCAUGUGAAACAUUGGUACUAAACCCAUCUAAAAAUCCUUCAAACUUUGUAAGCCUGCUUGUAAAUCAACAUUAUCUCAAAGCGCCAUCAAGUGGUCACAAUAUAGAAGACACAGUUGAGAGGAAAGAGAUGAUUUGGACCAGGCCAACCAUUUAUUUAUACAGUAAAAUUACACCUGUCCUCUAAUUCCAUUAAAACAUGAUAAUAUUAGACAGAAUUUUCACAAUAUUCAUUCAAAUAAAGUCAUCAGACCCCAUCCCAGGACAGUUGCAAUAUGUCACAAAUCCAUUCAGAUUUAACUUUUAAUUUUGUCUCAAUGAGCAUAUUGGUCUAACAAUAUGUAUUAUUUAUGAUAUUGUAAUGAUAAUUGAAUAUACCAAAUGUUAAAGUAUUAUUUAUUAAUUAAUCUAAUAUCCAAUAUUGAGUUUUGUUUCUUUCUGUAUAAAACAAAGCCCAAUUUGAGUCAAUGUGCAGAUGUUACAGAUUUCAAUAUUCGUAAGUCGAUUGUGGAUUUUACAAAAAUAUGAAUAAAAAUCUUUAAGCAAAUUGUAACACUGCAUAUCAUGCAACACUAGCUUGGGGACAGUUUGCAACAAGUGUUGCACACUAACCAUAUAAUUUAGAAAUCAACUAAACAACUAAAACUAACUAAGUUGUGAUUAAUUCAUGCAAACAGUCAAGACAGUAUGAUAAAAAUGAACCACCAUUAAAACAUUUAGCUUUUAAAUAUCAAAAGCAAGUUAUUUUUCCCCCUAAUAAAUCCAGAGCAUGAUGCUAAAUGUGUCUUCUGUCCUGCUGGUUGGGGGGAGGGUCGAACUGAGCAUCUGCAGUAUCAGUGUCAUCAAUCUAGCAUGUCUCUGAUUGGAGGAAUAAGCCUCGAUGCAACCGUCCCUUACUGCAACUGUCCCCAGUCUCCCCUACUUGUCUGCGUUUGCUUUUGGGUCAUAUCACUCAUAGCACAAGACCUGAACGAUUUCACAGUACACUAUCGAUGUCCCACAGGUGGAGUGAGUCAAUCUGCUGUAAUAGUAUACAUCACAACAAAACUGACUGUAAUGUGUGUCUUUUGGAAUAAUACUUGCUGCACUUAUUUUGAAAGGAACACAGUCUUUCCUGUUAUGCUCCAUGCUAACCUGACACCCCAACAGGUGCCAAGAAUGAGUGUGCUGCAAAACUGCAUUGAAAGAAAAUGGACAUUCAGAGAUGAAUUCCAAUAAAAUGUCAAGUGGGGGGUGUUUCACAAAAACCUUUUUAUGCUUACUUUACUUUCAAAGAGUGCCCCACAGAUCAGACUUGUAAGACAUUAAAGUAACAUCCUUCUUGCUUGAUAAACUAGGCUUUAAGAGUUCAUUGACUUGAAGCUCCUUCAAGUGUGAUUAUGUGUGAUUCUGAUGAGGUCAGGGGAAUAUGUUGUGUGUGUGAGUUGGUUGUUUCUGUCAGGGUCAAACAAAGCAAAGGCUGUGAAAUAUUGGAAAAAUGGUCAAUUAUGUAGUAUGAACAUGACAUAUGCUGCACAGUUAAAACCAUUCAUUCAUAAGAACAUGACAUAGAGGUCUUUUCCCCAUUUCAGACUUUCUGAUGCUAUUUUGACCUUUCAAGUGUACAUUUGGAUGAUGGUAUGGGGAGGAUUCACAAGCAGAAAUUAAGAUAAAAUGCCUCAACAUGGCUGGAAUUGGAUUUUAUCACAAUCAAAUCUGUGUUUUAAUCAUAAAUAACAACACAUAUUGUGUCCUUUAAACGUCCCCGGCUUGGCCGACUUUUCAUAUCAGGAAACAUGGCGCACGUCUUGAACUUUAACCUCGGAAAUUUAUUCAGCCUCGUUAGGCUGUUCGACAAAAUGCAAAUCCAUCACUCAAAAUUCUCGCGAUAAUGCUGCAGAUAUAUUAGGGCAGAUGAGGGGGGCCUCGUCCACUUGAAGGGGCGUAGGGUUUCUUUGGAGGACCUCGGACAGGUUUGGAAAAGCCAAGGGUCUCAAUCUGCAGCCAUGUCGGACGCGGUGGUCAGUUUCUUAAAGGACUUUUUGGCAGGUGGUAUUGCCGCUGCCAUCUCCAAAACUGCUGUUGCUCCUAUUGAGAGAGUCAAGUUGUUGCUGCAGGUAAAUCGUUGAAAUGAUUGUUGCCCAAAGAGUGGCUGCAUGUUAACUGUACUGUGCGUAAAGUGUGCGUAAAUGUUGAGUUACGGAUGAACUGUAGGCAUAAAUGUAUAUCGGUCAGAAAGAUUACAAUAAGAGGACUUUAACUGGACUCUUUAUGAGUUAAAAUGGUCAGGUGCGUAAAGUCAGAGGGCACGUGAGAGGGCCUGCGUAAUGCGCGAUGUGGACACGGUUUUACGCACUGGACUUUGCGGGGUUGCUGCUACGGUGGCAACGAUUGUUAAUAUUAGAAAAUAAAAAGAUUGAAAUAAUACAACUUUAUGUGCUAUUGAUAGGUUUAUUAAGUCAACACUUUUUCCUAUAUUACACAUGACCGCUAUAAUAUUUAGUGGAACUGAAUUGCUAUAUUUAACUUCAAGCUUGUAAUCUAAUACACAGCUGAUUCUCAAGUGACAGGAGUGUCCACUGCCAGGCCUACAACUACACACAGAAAUGCCGGGACAGAAAAGUUUAAACACUUCAUGCGUUUCUCUGUAAAUACAGGGACGUAUUGAAAUUUUUAAGAAUAUCAUUGUGAUUUAUAACUUUUGCACGAAUCUUAGCAGGGAAAGCUGCAUACUUUGAGGUAGUUGAGGUCUGUAUCUAUUUUUUUUCCCAACAUAUUUUAAAUACAUCUCUUGACUGUCAUUGGUUUUAGGUCCAGCAUGCCAGCAAACAGAUCACCGCAGAGAUGCAGUACAAGGGCAUCAUCGACUGUGUGGUGAGGAUCCCAAAGGAACAGGGCGUCAUUUCCUUCUGGAGAGGCAAUCUGGCGAACGUGAUCCGUUACUUCCCCACCCAAGCCCUCAACUUCGCCUUCAAAGACAAGUACAAGAAGCUCUUCCUCGGUGGUGUGGAUCAAAAGACACAGUUCUGGCGUUACUUUGCUGGUAACCUGGCAUCCGGUGGUGCUGCUGGUGCGACCUCACUCUGCUUCGUCUACCCUCUGGAUUUCGCCAGAACAAGACUCGCCGCCGACAUCGGAAAAGGUCCAGCCGAGAGAGAGUUCACCGGUCUUGGAAACUGCAUCUCAAAGAUCUUCAAAACCGAUGGCAUUAAGGGUCUCUACCUGGGCUUCAACGUGUCCGUGCAGGGUAUCAUCAUCUACAGAGCGGCCUACUUCGGAUGCUUCGACACAGCUAAAGGUGCGCACAUCUGGAUGAAUGUCACCUUUGCCGUCAAAUUACCACAGUCUGUGUAUUCUCGUGAUUUGCAGGUGACUUGAUCUGUCCUCUCAUGCAGGUAUGCUGCCAGAUCCCAAAAACACGCACAUCGUCGUCAGCUGGAUGAUAGCUCAGACUGUCACCGCUGCUGCAGGUAUCAUUUCAUACCCCUUCGACACGGUCAGGCGUCGUAUGAUGAUGCAGUCUGGACGUAAAGGAGGUAAGCGGCACGAGGAAAACACAGUAAAAUCAUGUUGGGUAGGUUGGCACAAUUACGCAUGCGCUCUUGGACAUUAGGCCUCACUUUGUGUCUUAAUCCCCACAGCUGACAUCAUGUACAAGGGCACAAUCGACUGCUGGAGGAAGAUCAUGAAGGACGAGGGAGCAAAGGCUUUCUUCAAGGGUGCCUGGUCCAACGUGAUCAGAGGAAUGGGUGGUGCCUUCGUACUGGUGCUGUACGACGAGAUCAAAAAGUUCACAUAAUAAACUUUCUUAUCUCCCAGCCCUCCCCCAAGGAAACCCUUCGCUUUGUUUGAGUCUUAAUUAUUGAGAUAGAGUGAUAACAGCUUGUGAUGAAUCAUAACGUGGGCAUGUUCUCCUCUGAGAUGACCUGGGACAGGUAGGUUCUGCAUACCUAACCCGGGUUCACAUGCCUCCCCAGAAAUCUGUACAUACACACCCCAUCCAUGACGUGCCAAAACGCACAAAACAGUCUAGCAGGUUGUUGAGUGGAGAUGUUGUGAUAUGACAUUACGACCAGGCUCCUCAUGUUAGUGUCUCUUUGUCAAGCCGUGAUGUUGUGAGCACUCUGAUCCAUGUAUCUUAUCUCACCUAUGAUUUUACUAAGAAUAAAGAUUUAUAAGUCUAACAGUCCUGUCUUUUUGAUGCAUGAUACGUUGUCAUGGUAACCUGCCAGACACUGCAAC